This is a messenger RNA of Diceros bicornis minor, 1517 nucleotides long. RefSeq names its product peroxisomal trans-2-enoyl-CoA reductase (gene PECR). Gene Ontology annotation, molecular function: trans-2-enoyl-CoA reductase (NADPH) activity. The coding region runs from base 66 to 977 and encodes 303 amino acids. The transcript is spliced from 8 exons. Gene Ontology annotation, cellular component: peroxisome. Gene Ontology annotation, biological process: phytol metabolic process. The record is from RefSeq and is a predicted model, not a curated record. NCBI's taxonomy places the organism in Eukaryota, Metazoa, Chordata, Mammalia, Perissodactyla, Rhinocerotidae.
CAUGGCCGCGGGGACCCGGUGACCCGGGCUGGCCUGCGCUGCGGCCACUCAGACGCUCCGCGGCCAUGGACGCGUGGGUCAAGCGCAAGAGAUUCCUAGCGGCCGGCUUGCUGCAGGAUCAAGUGGCCAUCGUCACCGGCGGGGGCACGGGCAUCGGAAGGGCCAUCGUGGCCGACCUCCUGCAGCUGGGGUGUAAUGUGGUCAUCGCAUCUCGUAACUUUGAUAGAUUAAAAUCUGCUGCAACUGAACUGAAGGCCGUCCUGCCUCCCACCAGCAACGCUCAGGUCACUCCCAUAAAAUGCAACAUCCGUAAAGAAGAGGAGGUGAAUAAUUUGGUCAAAUCCACCUUAGAUAUUUAUGGUAAGAUCAAUUUCUUGGUAAACAACGGAGGAGGCCAGUUCAUAGCUCCUGCUGAACACAUCAGUGCUAAGGGAUGGCACGCUGUGAUCGAAACCAACCUGACGGGCACCUUCUACAUGUGCAAAGCAGUUUACAAAUCCUGGAUGAAAGAGCAUGGAGGAUCUAUUGUCAAUAUCAUUAUCCUUACUAAAAAUGGAUAUCCAGGAUUUUCGCAUAGUGGAGCUGCCAGAGAAGGUGUUUACAACCUCUCCAAAACCUUAGCUUUGGAAUGGGCCACAAGUGGAGUAAGAAUCAACUGUGUUGCUCCUGGAGUCAUUUAUUCCCAGACUGCUUUUGACAACUAUGGCCCUUCGUCAAAGGAGAUGUUUGGAGGAUUCUUUCAGAAAAUCCCAGCUAAAAGACUUGGGGUUCCCGAGGAGGUCUCCGCCUUGGUGUGCUUCCUGCUGUCUCCUGCAGCUUCCUUUAUCACCGGACAGUUGGUGGAGGUGGAUGGGGGCCAGUCUCUGUACACUCACGUAGGGGAGAUACCAGAUCAUGACAAUUGGCCUGAAGGAGUAGGGGACCUGUCUGCUGUCAAAAAGAUUAAGGAGACUUUUAAGCAGAAAGCCAAGCUCUAAGCCAAGGAAACACGGAGGUGUCUUUUGUGCCCAAAUGCCUUAAGAUUUCAAAAAUGCACUUCUGUACUUUAUAGGAGCUUAUAGUUUGCAUGGAAAAAUCACUUUCCGCUUUUUUAAUGUUAUCAAAUUAUGUCUAUGCAAAAAUGAUUCCUGAAAGAAAUGAAUUUUUAAGGCACAACCCAUGUCCUUUGGCCUGUGAUUUAAAAAAAUUUUUAGGAAUGAAAAUUAACAUACUUUAUGAUUAUACCUUUUAUUCCUAAGAAAGGUAUUUGAAAAGUGAAAUAAUUUCAAAUUAAUCAUAGAGGUCUCAUAAUCUGCUAAAAGGUUUUUAUAUUUAAUUGUAAAGGUAGGCAAUAAAUCCAAACUGUGGCAUCAUUAUGAUUCUUACAACUAGAGUUAUACAAUGAUUGCCAUUGGUGGCAAAUACUUUUGGAUCAAUAAAACUUUAUGGUAAUUAUCGAUGUGUGCUUUGUUUUGUUCACAAAGUCAAAUUUGUGUAAAUCCUCUUAAUUCAAAAGAAAAAUAAAGUUAUGUGUAGUA